This is a messenger RNA of Brassica napus (rape), 2718 nucleotides long. RefSeq names its product pectinesterase inhibitor 9-like. Gene Ontology annotation, molecular function: enzyme inhibitor activity. Gene Ontology annotation, biological process: negative regulation of catalytic activity. The coding region runs from base 1322 to 1957 and encodes 211 amino acids. NCBI's taxonomy places the organism in Eukaryota, Viridiplantae, Streptophyta, Magnoliopsida, Brassicales, Brassicaceae. The record is from RefSeq and is a predicted model, not a curated record. The transcript has a single exon.
GACAGUUUAGGCAUUAGGAUUGCUUGAUAAAUUGGUAGACACCACGACAGUGGGUUUAUCUAUUCUUGUUGUUCAAGUUCUAGAUUGGCUCAUAUUGUUUUCUUGAAUAGUUGUGUAGCUCAUGAUCCUAAGUAUCCCAAUGAAUCACCCUGAACCUAGCUCUUUUAAUCAUCUGAAAACCUUUUAACUAGUCUUUUAUUUUCUGUUAUAAUACCUCAAUCUUAAAACCCCCAUAUUGUUUUAGCUUAAUAUUGAUCCUAUAGAAAUAAAGUGUAACAGUUGGUCUCUGUGGAUUCGAUCCUAAAGUGCUACAUCGACAUACCAUUCGAUUGUGGUAGUGUGCACAUUAGGUUAUUUGGUGUGCGUAUACACGUAAUAUCAAUUAGCCUUUUAAAUUUUUUUUUAAGAUAAAAAAACAAAUAAAAACCCUAAUGUGUGGUUGUGCGAUAAAUAUGCUCUAAAUCCUCGAUUAAAUUAGGGCCCCAUGAGUAGGGACAAGAGUGUCUAAUAAUGUCUUGCAUUGUGUAAAUAGGCUUUGUCGGGUAAUUUUAAAUUACACCAGUUGGACAACGAGUUUAGAAGAGACAACAUCCUUGUUCUAACAAGUUGCAUUGAAUCCAUUAAAUAUAGCAGUGUCUCCGAGAAUCGAGAAGACACGCAUCGAGUUUAGAUGUGUGGUCGGAAAGAUAUCAACUACAGAUGGAAUAUAAGUUUGUGAAGCUUUGCUUAGAGAGUUAAAUAAGGAUCUUGUUGGCCACGAGCUUCUACCUUUUCUUCUUCUCCGCUGCCUACCUGCCGCAUCCUUUGGGUCAACACUUCAACCCUCAGUUCACGUGUAACUCUCUCCACUACGCGUGUGUGUGUCAACCAUGUCUCUAUAUAAAGUAUCUUUUUAAUUUAUAUUUAUAUAAAAUAUCUCUGUAUUUAUAUUGAUUAUGUUUCAUAACGUAGAUCUUGUUACAUGUAUAAAACAAUGGUUGAUAUGUGAGAUUACAACUGAAACGUUGGAAAAUCGAGUCCGGUCAACUGUCUAGCCAGAAGGAAUAUAUUAAAUCACGUUCAAAAUGAAUUAUAUUCCAUUUUAUACGGAUACACUCAUAAAGUCUUUAGUAUAGUACUUGCUUACCGGCCUUCUUACAACCUUCCUUCUAAGUAUAGCGAGCUCAAGUGAUCUUAAAUCCAGCUCAUCCAUAUCUAUUCACGUGCCAUGCAAAAAUGAUCCCUAUAAAGAACACUCAUGACAUUGUAAUUAUUAUACCAUCGACCCAUAUAAGUUAAGCUCACAUAUAGAACAACUCUGGCAUCAGUUCCUAGAUUCACCAUGGAGGCUAACAACAAACUGAUCCUCAUGUUACUCAUCAUCUCUGUGCUUCCUCACAUCAUCUUUUCUUCGGCAACCUCCUCGUCAGCAAAAGAGUACGACACGAAGGCAUACGUGGACUCGUGGUGCCGGACAACCUUAUACCCGAACCUGUGCGUCCGUUCGUUGUCUCGUUAUGUGCGUUCACGGGCUAUGCAAAAUCCUAGAGACCUGGCGCGAUUCGCCCUCAAAGCAAGCCUAUACCGAGCCAAGUACACAAAGGCGUUCUUGCUAAAAGAAGUGGCGAAACUGGAGAGGGUGAAGCCCCAAUACUACGCGUUGGUUCAGGACUGUUUGACUCAGAUCAGAGACAGCGUGAACCAGCUGAGCCUAGCAAUAGCGGAGCUGGACAGGGUGAACAGGAGAGGAGGAAAGAGCCAAGUAAAUCUGGAGUGGCACAUAAACAACCUGCAGACGUGGACAAGCACAGCUCUGACAGACGCGGAGACAUGCGUGAGUCAGUUCCCGGGGCGGAGGAUGAGCAAGUUGAAGGCUACGAUUAAAGGAAAAGUGAAGAACGUGGAGGAAACAACAAGCAAUGCCCUCGCCUUCAUCGAGCACUACGCUGCUGCUAGGUACAGAGCCAGACGCCCCUGAACGUUACCAACUUGUCUUCUGAUCACAUAAUUUAUAUGAUGCGAUAAUGUGCUGUGUUGCUACUUCUUGAUCUCCUCGUAAUUAAUUAUACGGAUGUUCUCUGUUUGAUUACCAAAAAAAAAAUAUAUAUUUGAAAUAUGUAACCCAGUUGUGUAAAUUCAAAACGUUCAUAGUGCAUAGCAUAAAAGUUGGGUUGUAAUCCCCAAAAUACUAAGAAAAAAUUAAAAUAUUAUUAUAGAAAAACAAUAGCAAAGCCCGUCUAGCUCAGUUGGUAGAGCGCAAGGCUCUUAACCUUGUGGUCGUGGGUUCGAGCCCCACGGUGGGCGAUUAUUUUAUGAUUUUUUUCUUAAAUGGGCUUUUUGGUUAAAUAAUGGGGUUACUAGGCUAUCAAUCUAAAGAAGACCCAUUUGUACAAAUAUUGUUUUACCAAACCGGGCCCGGUUACUAUGGUUGCUCUCUCACUACAAAGUACAAACAAAUACACCGUCACCGCCUUCAUUUUCUUGCUUUCUACUCUCAGCUAUCAUCGUUGAUCCGCGAAUUGAUAGUAAAAUUGGAAAGAUGGAUUCGAUCCUUACGGUGGGCAUCGCAUCUGUUGUUUUGGGUGCGUUGAUAGCGGUCGUCUUCUUCAGUAGCUACUUGAGGAAGCGGACAUCGGAGGUGGAUUCGAUGGCGAAAGCGGAGCCUCAGGAUCCGAUCCGGAUUCCGAAAUCGAAUCCCAAGAAGAGUCAUCCCAAAUCUCACGCGACCGACAAGGUAAA